This is a messenger RNA of Syngnathus acus (greater pipefish), 2145 nucleotides long. RefSeq names its product microtubule-associated protein, RP/EB family, member 3a (gene mapre3a). Lineage: Eukaryota; Metazoa; Chordata; Actinopteri; Syngnathiformes; Syngnathidae. The coding region runs from base 261 to 1085 and encodes 274 amino acids. The record is from RefSeq and is a predicted model, not a curated record. The transcript has 7 exons. Gene Ontology annotation, cellular component: spindle midzone; microtubule plus-end; cytoplasmic microtubule. Gene Ontology annotation, biological process: regulation of microtubule polymerization or depolymerization; protein localization to microtubule plus-end; spindle assembly. Gene Ontology annotation, molecular function: microtubule plus-end binding.
CAAGUUCCAUCAUGUGUCGACGGCAUAAAGCGGCCAAAGUUCUAUUUUUAAUCAGCAACCCCUUGAAAGCAGCGUGGAGCGGCAGCGCAUGCGCAGUCACACGCGGAGCGAGCAGACAGUAGCCGAGCCGAAACGAGCGGCGAGAAGAGCAGAGGGCGGCCGGAAAGCAACCAGGGCACUCAGGCAGGAAGGCACAGCGCACCGCGGAGGCUUUCACGGUACCACGACGACAACGGACAGAAACCGGAACGCAGUCGGGGAUGGCAGUGAAUGUGUACGCCACGUCUGUCUCCAUUGACAACCUGAGCCGCCAUGACAUGCUGGCGUGGGUCAACGAUUCCUUGCAGCUCACCUACACCAAAAUCGAACAGCUCUGCUCAGGGGCGGCGUACUGCCAGUUCAUGGACAUGUUGUUCCCGGGCUGCAUCCUGCUCAAGAAGGUCAAGUUUCAAGCCAAACUGGAGCACGAAUUUAUACACAACUUCAAAGUUCUCCAAGCGGCCUUCAAACGGAUGAGCGUCGACAAGAUUAUUCCGGUGGAAAAGCUGGUCAAGGGCAAGUUUCAGGACAACUUUGAGUUUGUGCAGUGGUUCAAGAAGUUCUUUGACGCCAACUACGACGGCAAGGAAUACGACCCGAUGCUGGCCAGACAGGGGCAGGAUGUGGCCCCCGCCCUCAACCCAGGUGAUCACUUUAGCCACAAAGCAAAGAGAACUCCAGGACCGCAGCGGACGUCUCCGACGGUGCCCAAAAACAUGCCGACGCCGCAGAGGGUCCAACACACCACCCCGGCCUUGAGGAAGAACCCCACCCUGUCUCGGAACGGCGGCAGCGACGCGGAGAUCACGGAGCUCAAUCAGCAGCUGAUGGAGUUGAAGUUGACAGUGGACGGCCUUGAGAAGGAGAGAGACUUUUAUUUCAGUAAACUACGAGACAUCGAGCUCAUCUGCCAGGAGCACGAAAGCGAGAGCAACCCGGUGCUCAGCAGGAUAAUCGACAUCCUUUACGCCACAGAGGAGGGCUUUGCGCCUCCGGAAGAUGAAGAACUUGACGAACAAGCCCACCUGAACCAGGAUGAAUACUGAACCUGCUGCCCUGCCCCGCUCCGCCCCUCCCCCUUCCUUUAUCUGAUUGAUUUUUAACUCUUUGUGCACGCGCUUCCCUACUAAACUCGGUUGCCACCUCACGGAAUGGUCGUUCCCCGUCUUCGUCACACGUUAUUUUUUUCUUCGCCGUCACACAGCUAUGCUGUUCGCCGACGGCGCCGUGUGACUUUGUCGCUGUUCGCUCAGACGAGGGCUCUGUAAAUAAUGACCGCAUUUUGGGUUUUUGCUCGGUGGGGACUUAUUUAUUUUGCCUCUGGUGUGCGGCCUCGCAGCACUUUUUCAAUGACAACAAAACUCAAAAGUUAAUUUUGGGUAGCAGUUUCUUAUUUAUUUAACUUAUCAUAUUUUUUAUCAAUCUCCUGUAGCAGAAAUCUACUGUAAGAGAAAACUUGAGGCCAAGAUUUUGGGUUUUCGCUCGAGUUGGUUUGUAGUGUGUAGAGGGGGGGGGGGUAUUUGAAGGAUGUGAUUGAGGCGCCUUGAUUGAUUACUCCGAUUGAGCAGCCACAUAUCUGAGCAUGAGAAUGUUAUACAUUGACUGUGAAUGAGUGAUAUUUUGUAAAACGUGUUUUAUGUGGAGAUUCUUGUCUGAUGUCACGCUGGCAAAUGCAACACAAUUUUUUUUGCAGCCGGUCAUCAAAAGCACGGCCAAUCAGAGGCGGCAAAAAUGACUAUCGAGGUGUCGACCACCCAGCACAAACAGUGACGGCAAAACAGUCGAGUCGGGGUCGUUUUGGCAGUAUUCAGACUGCCUACGUUUUGUCUCAUUUGUUGGUCGCCCUCUUUUUUGGGGAGGGGGAAACAUCGUCAACCUUCUUGAGCAUUUCCGCACAAAUUUUAACACCUUAUUUAAAAAGGUACCUUUUUUCUGAGGGGGGGGGGGCAGAAUCUUGCCGAACAAUACGAAACAAGUCGUCUGGCUGCCUCCUGUUUGCUAUUUUUUUCAGAAUCGCUUCAAAAGUGACAUUCAUCCGCUGCAUAAACAUGGACGGAACGCUCAUCAUUUUUGAGUUUUCAAUAAAACAAUCCGUUGUGAAAUUAA